Molecule: messenger RNA, 807 nt
Organism: Quercus robur (English oak)
Lineage: Eukaryota; Viridiplantae; Streptophyta; Magnoliopsida; Fagales; Fagaceae
Exons: 4
Coding region: 1-807 (268 amino acids)
Source: RefSeq, a predicted model, not a curated record
AUGGCGUCUUCGAGGAAAUGGGCUCGUACCAUAUCUCUUAUUGCUUCUAGGAUAUAUUUCCUUUUGAUUAUCUUUCAAAUUCCACUCUUCAGGAUCCCAUGUAGAAGUGGAAUAUGUAGGACACCUAUACAAGUGACAUGUUCACAAUUGAUUGCAAGUGAACUCCUUCCUAGAAUUGUGGUGAAGGCUCUACUAUAUCCAGGGGCAAUUGCGAAUGCUUUGUUUAAGAGCAAAACCAUCCCAAGCUAUAACAACUUGCUCGAGUUAUAUAAUUUGACCAAUAUGAAGGUAGCUCUUGCGACAUCAGAUCUCCAUCGCAUAGAGCUUCUUGCAGGGAGUUACUUAUCGGUUGCAGGAGCAAUUUUAGGUCUCAUAAAACCACGAAGGUUGAGCCUCUUCGGAACACUUCUUAUUCUAUGGGGCCUUGUUAGGGAAGCGAUGAGAAAAUCUGCUGACAGAUAUCUCACGGAAGCCAUUUAUAUCUACCCAACAAUGCUGAUAGCUGUGGUUUUUGCCUUCUUGUCUAUAAGAAAGGAUGUUAGAAAGAUAGUUCGAAGCUACAAAGAUAAGAGACAUGCAAAUUAUUCAUGCAGCCAUUUAAAAGCAAAACAGGGAUUUGAGGUUGUGCUGCCAGAUAAGGCAACUAUGGAACAUACUGUUAUUCCCGCAAUUGAAGCUUUAAGCAGAAAGGACAUGGAAGGAGCGAGCAACCUGUUAAGAAUCUCUCUCCAAGUUCUUUUGGUGAGGGCAGUAAACUCCGUCAUCAUUGCCUCUGAUGAUAUUGCCUCAGAACAAUCCACUUUUUAA